Molecule: messenger RNA, 4376 nt
Organism: Mauremys reevesii (Reeves's turtle)
Lineage: Eukaryota; Metazoa; Chordata; Testudines; Geoemydidae
Exons: 20
Coding region: 363-3689 (1108 amino acids)
Biological process (GO): transmembrane transport
Cellular component (GO): membrane
Molecular function (GO): transmembrane transporter activity
Source: RefSeq, a predicted model, not a curated record
AUGAGAGAAGUUGAGCAAGUCCCACCUUCUCUGUCCUCAAUAUGUUGCUGUCAUAGCCUGAUCUCCACUGAUCCAGCAAGAUUUCUGGACAAUUUACUUGGUGAGAGUAUGAUCCAUUGACCCACAGAGAAAAGCAGCUGUAGCCUAUUAAAGACAUUGCUUGGUAGCAACAUAGGAAGCAGCGUAGACUGCAGCGUCUGACAAGACUGGGAGUGGGUGUCUAAGCAAACACAAAGCUGUGCGCAUCUGUGAGUAAACAGCAGUUGCAUUCCUCUAUUUACAUCUGCACAUUGUUUUGGGUGUGCAUCUAUUUCACAAAACAAGCACAUUCAAGGUGUCGGAGUCUUCUGGUCUGGGGCAACAUGACUUUUGCAGAACUUUUAGAGCUGGUCGGCAGUAUGGGCCGUUUCCAAAUUAUCCAUGUUACGUUACUGGUCCUGCCAAUAUUACUGAUGGCCAGCCACAACAUCCUGCAGAACUUUACCGCUGCUACCCCUGGGCACCACUGCCAUAUUGCCAUUGUUGCUAACUACACUUGUGAUGACAACUUUACUGACGUCCUAUAUUGCCAGGAGCUCCUCAGGAUCUCCAUCCCCGUGGAUGGGAACCAGCAGCUGGAGAAGUGUCUCCGAUUCAUCUCUGCCCAGUGGCAGCUCCUAGACCCAAAUGCCACAACAACCAAUGGGACUGAAAUGGACACGGAGCCCUGUAUGGAUGGAUGGAUCUAUGACAAGAGUGUUUUCACCUCCACCAUCAUCACCGAGUGGGAUCUCGUGUGUGGCUCACGGACAUUGAAACAGAUGGCUCAGUCGAUCUAUAUGGCGGGAGUCCUGGUGGGAGCGAUUGUGUUUGGAAGUCUCUCUGACAAGUUUGGACGGAAGUCACUCUUGAUCUGGUCCUGUCUGCAAAUGGCCAUCGCUGGCUCUUGCACUGCUUUCUCAUCUAACUUUACCAUAUACUGCGUUUUCCGCUUCCUGACUGGAAUGGCUCUGUCAGGGAUCAACCUCAACUGUGUGUCCCUCUCUGUGGAGUGGACCCCCACCAAACUCCGGGCAGCAGUUGGCAUGGUGACAGGAUAUAGCUACAGCAUCGGGCAGUUCAUUCUGGCUGGGUUAGCCUAUGUCAUCCCGGAUUGGCGCUGGCUGCAGCUGGCUGUUUCGGUGCCCUAUUUCAUCUUCUUCUUCUAUGGCUGGUGGUUCACAGAGUCGGCCCGCUGGCUUGCAACAGCCGGCAAACUGAAUCAGGCAUUAAAGGAGAUGCAGAAAGUGGCACGAAUAAAUGGGCGAAAGGAAGAAGGGGACAAACUCAGCAUAGAGGACUUGAGAGCCAGCCUGCAAAAAGAAAUGUCCUCAGCCAAAUCCACCCACACAGCUGCCGAUCUGGUGCGCACACAGUCUGUACGUAGGAUAUCCUGCUGCCUGUGCUUCGUAUGGUUCUCCACCAGCUUUGCCUAUUAUGGGCUGGCCAUGGAUCUGCAGAAUUUUGGGGUCAGCAUUUACCUCAUUCAAGUGGUAUACGGAGCUGUCGACAUCCCUGCAAAGCUGAUUGGUUUCUUCAUGAUCAGUUUCAUUGGCCGGAGAGUCACCCAGGCUUCUGCUCUCAUCCUCGCAGGGCUUGCGAUCCUGGCCAACAUAUUUGUGCCACACGAUCUGCAGACCCUGCGCACUCUUUUGGCUGUGUUUGGAAAAGGUUGCCUGGCUGCCUCAUUCAACUGUGCCUUCCUCUAUACAGGAGAGCUCUACCCCACCGUGAUUAGACAGACCGGAAUGGGGUUUGUGAACACCCUGGCUCGGGUGGGCGGCAUAGUGGCCCCGCUUGUGCAAAUGACCAGUGAGUACUUGCCGUCCCUGCCACUGAUCAUCUAUGGAGCUGCCCCUAUUGUAUCCGGUAUCACCACCUGCUUCCUACCUGAGACACGUAACAUGCCAUUGCCGGACACCAUAGAAGACGUCGAGAGGCAAUUUAAGUCCUCAGGAGGCGAGUUAACGGUGGAUCCGUUCGUCAUGAGUUUCGCCGAACUCCUAGACAGCAUUGGCGGCAUGGGCCGCUUUCAAAUCAUCCAUGUCGCUUUGCUGGUUAUCCCUGUUUUAAUGACAGCCUCUCAUAACCUCCUGCAGAAUUUUUCUGCUGCUGUCCCAGGACACCACUGCCAGAUCCGGGUCGCUGCCAACAGCACGGGUGGUACAAACGUGACUCAAAGGCUGAGCACCAAAGAGCUCUUGAGGAUCUCCAUCCCCAUGGAUGGGGACUGGGAGCCGGAGAAGUGUCGCCGGUUCAUCACCACCCAGUGGCAGCUCCUAAAUCCCAACGCCACCGUCGCGAAUGAGACAGAGAUGGAAACAGAGCCAUGCACGGAUGGGUGGACCUACGACAAGAGCAUCUUCACCAACACCAUCAUUACGGAGUGGGACCUGGUGUGUAACCUGCGGACGCUCGGACAGAUGGCUCAGUCAAUUUACAUGGCUGGGGUGCUGGUGGGAGCGCUCGUGUUUGGAAGCUUAGCAGACAGGUUCGGGCGGAAGGCUCUCCUGAGCUGGUCUUACCUGCAGAUGGCUGUCUCGGGCACCUGCACUGCCUUCUCGCCCAAUUUCACCGCAUACUGCGUCUUCCGCUUCCUGGUUGGGAUGGCCCUUUCUGGGAUCAUCCUCAACUGUAUGUCACUGGUUGUUGAGUGGGUGCCAAUCAAUGUACGGACCAUAGCCGGCACGGUGGUGGGAUACUGCGCUACCAUUGGGCAGAUUGUUCUUGCAGGCUUGGCAUAUGCCCUCCCGGACUGGCGCUGGUUACAAUUCACCGCAUCUAUGCCCUUCUUCAUCUUCUUUCUCUACUCCUGGUGGUUUGCAGAGUCCGCUCGCUGGCUGGUUCUAUCAGGAAAAUCGGACCGAGCAGUCCAGGUGCUUAAGAAAGUUGCUCAGAUAAAUAGAAAAAAAGAAGAAGGAGACAAGCUCAAUACUGAGGUCUUGAAAUCCAACAUGGAGAAGGAAAUGGCCUUGGCACAAUCUUCCUACACGUUGUACAGUUUGGUCCGCACACCCAACGUACGCAGGAUAUCCUGCUGCAUAUCUAGUGUCUGGUUUGCCACCAGCUUUGCCUUCUAUGGCUUGGCCAUGGACCUGCAGCACUUCGGCUUCAACAUUUAUCUCAUCCAGGUGGCUUUUGGCUCCAUUGACAUCCCAGCCAAGCUGGGCGCUGCCAUCGGGAUGAGCUUCAUCGGCCGGCGCUUCACCCAGGCAGCUUCCGUCAUCCUGGCCGGGCUGGCGAUCCUGGCCAACAUAUUUGUGCCACGAGAGCUGAAGGCCUUACGUACAUCCCUGGCAGUGCUUGGAAAAGGAUGCUUAGCCUCUUCCUUUAACUGUUUGUACCUCUAUACCGGCGAGCUGUACCCAACAGUCAUCAGACAGACCGGCAUGGGGCUUGGAAGCACCAUGGCUCGUGUGGGCGGCAUAGUGGCUCCGGUGGUAAGGGUGACGGGGGAAUAUUUCCCAUACUUCCCACCAAUUAUAUAUGGGACAGCUCCUAUAAUCUCAGGCAUCGCUGCUAUAUUCCUGCCAGAGACCCUCAAUGUGCCAUUGCCUGACACCAUAGAAGAAGUGGAGAGAGGGAAAAGGGCCAGAGACCUAAAGAAUGACGAGCAAAAGGAGAAGAUUCUUCUGCAGACAAUGGGGCCGGCAAUGCUGCAGGAAGCCUGAUGGUGUGAUGCAAGAGGGGGCCCCUUGGGUUAGGUAGUCCUCUGCUCAAAGUGUCACCCAUGUUUCUGUACACAGCAGUACACUCACAGGGCCUGGCUCUGUGCAGUGCUGCAGAGCAGAGAGAGGCUGCAGGGGAGUCAGAACAAAUAAAUGGCAGAUUCCUCAGUCUUUGAAGUCUCUCUCUCACACACACACAUGCGUGUGCGCACACUCCGAUACUCGCACUCAUACAUACACUGACUCGUGUGCAUGUUCACACUUACACUCAUGCAUACACCCGGUCCCAUUCACACACACACAUACACACUCAUUCACUCAGGCAGAUGUUCUCACACACUCCUGCUCACACACACUUGCAACAAACACACAGGUCGGCACUGUUAGAAGGCUCCCUCCCUUUCCACCACAGCUGAUUAACACUCGACCUCCUGCCAUCUGACAAUAAGUUGGUUCCCAACCCAAAUCUCAUAAACAGCUGUGUUUUAUGGAAACCUCACCCUAUAAAUCUAAUGGCUGUGGAUGGAAUGUGUUUCAUUCAGCUCCCAUUGUAGAGAGGCCCAUGGCCAUUUUUCACAUACCUGAAUACCAGAGCCCUUGGGUCAGAGGAAAUGUUUAAACAAUUUCAAUUACCAUCACGUCUGUUUCCAUGGGGUGUAAACAGAACACUCAUGCUGCCUAAUAAAUGCC